This is a messenger RNA of Closterium sp. NIES-65, 3555 nucleotides long. The record is from the annotation of a GenBank genome assembly. NCBI's taxonomy places the organism in Eukaryota, Viridiplantae, Streptophyta, Zygnematophyceae, Desmidiales, Closteriaceae.
AUGAUUAGGCGAGCUGCCGGAAUGAGGCGGCUACUGGGGUCGUCGGUGGGCGGUUCGCGCGUGGGCGUGGCGCUGCUGUUCGUCGCACUCGUCGUCGCAUGGACCGUCGCAUACUUCGCCACGGCGCACUUCACGCUGCUCACUUCGCCGUCCGCCUUCGCUCUUCUCCCAGCCGGCAAUGCCACCUCCCGUGCAUGGCUUCAACGGCUGCAAAGUAGCCUCUCCGUGCUGCCGCAGCAAGGGCAACCGCCACAGCCACAGCACGAGCAACAGGAGAAUGGGCAACAGAGUAAGGAGCAGGAGCAGGGGCGGCAGGGGCAGCAAAAGGAGCAGAGCGCCGGUCAGCAGAGCGGCGACGGGCGGGACGUGUGGGACAAGCGGGAACAGAAACCUGCGAAGCAGAACGACUCGGCGUCGCACGCUUCUGCGAACGAACUUUUAACGCAGGAGCAGCAGUCGCAGCAGCACGUGGGGAAACAGGUUGACACUGCGAGUGUUGAUACUGCUGCCAAUGACGGCCCGGUUGCCAUCUGCCUCGUGGGCGGCGCUCGGGAAUUCGAGGCCACGUGGCCUUCCAUCCUGCGCCACGUCAUCAGCCGCUACCCGCCAGCUCACCUCUUCCUGCACUCGCCGCUGGACGAGCGCGCCAGCAAGCUGUGGGCGCUGCUGCUCGCCUCCCCUGCCAAUGCCACCACCGCCUCCUCUGCUGCUGCUGCUGCUGCUGCUGCUACCAACAGCACACAGAGUGCAGUGAGCACGGCAGUUAGUAUAGCAGCGGUGCGCAUCUUCCCCAGUGCGGACAUUGCAGUGACGGACCAGCACCGCGCGGUGCUCACCAGUAACGGCUCGCCACAUGGCAUCCAGGGUCUGCUGCAGUAUUUCCGGCUGGUGGAGGGCUGUGUCGAUCUCAUCGCCACCCACCAGCAGCAACACAACAUCUCCUACCGCUGGGUCAUCCGCACACGAGUCGAUGGCUACUGGACCGCCCCUCCUCCCCUUCUCCCCUCCCUCCACCCCUCUGCCUACACCAUCCCCUUCGGAUUCGACUGGGGGGGACUCAACGAUCGCCUCGGGAUUGGCUCCUGGGCGGCCUCCAAAGUGGCUCUCAGGCGCUUAUCCGCGUUACAAGACUUGUUCAGUGCAGGGUAUAAGGCGCUGACGUCCGAGAAGGCGUUUCGGGCGCAGAUGGAGUCUGGGGGGGUGGCGGUGGCACGGAAGCAUUUCCACUUCUGUGUGGUGACGCGGAGGCGGUCCCGAGGGGGCGAUGGGUGUGCUGCCAUGAUGUUCUCGACUGCGACCUACGGGCCGCUGAACGGCGCCAAGUGCCGGCCCUGCUCCUCCCCAUGCGCUGUUGAUGAUCAGGUGAGUGGGGUGGAGCAUCGGGGUCGUGUGAGGGAAGGGGAAGGGGGUGGUGGUGCAGUGAAGCACAUCCACCCACUCACCCCAACCCCUCCCCAUCAGGCGGCGGCAAUCAUCAACACAGUGCGCGCGGCGGGCGGCAUGUACCGCCACCCGUUGCCUCCCGGGCUGCAGCUGUGCGACGCGAAGCAGGCGUGGGAGGGCGGGUGGGAGCGGCAGUUCGACCGGGACGUGGAGCGGCAGCGCGGCGGGAAGACCCUGAGCUGGCAGCGCCGCAACAUUGGGCGAGUUGCUGCAAGCCUGGUGCAUUGCACGGAACAGUUUAACAAGGUGAGCUGGUUAUUGCGAAUUCUCAAGAAGCAGGCGUGUGAGGGCGGGUGGGAGCGGCAGUUCGACCGGGGCGUGGAGCGGCAGCGCGGGUGGAAGACCCUGAGCUGGCAGCGCCGCAACAUUGGGCGAGUUGCUGCAAGCCUGCUCAAGGCCAUGAGUGUGACGUGGGACUCGCCUCCCCCGGUGGCGGUGUGCAUCCGGGCGCAGCUGGGGGAGGUGGAGCUGAUGGGCAGCAAGACCGGAGAAUUUAACACCUUCACCUCCUUGCUCACUAGCAAAAGCACGUUCAUAUCGGUGACAAACAGCAAGGCCAGCCAGAGCUGGGAGCGGCAUCUCUUCAGGCGCUACGGCAAGGUGCGCGUGGGAUUCAGGAAUGCCGAUUGGCUGGCGUCCCCUCAAUCCGCCAAUGCAAGCGCGACAACUACCCGGCCUUUCAGUGCCGUCAGGGCGUUCGUCUCCAUGGGGGCGUUAUCCGAGUUCGGCGGGGGUGGCGGAGCCACCGCUUCCGCGGACCCUUCCGCCGUCGGCGGAAAGAAGCCCACGCCGGGGCGCGGCGGUGUCGUUCUGUCCGCGUCCCCGGAAGAAUCUCGCGUGCGCGCGAUUUCCGAGAUCGUGCGGGCGAUGAUCGACGGCGUGCGCGCGGGUCGCGACGUGGAGUACAUCCUUAUGGGCGGCACGUUCAUGUCCCUCCCGGCGGACUACCGCGACUUCUUCGUGCGCAAUCUGCACGACGCGCUCUCAGGCCGCUCCUCCGCGUCUGUAGCCGAGGCGGUGCAGUAUGCCGAGCACGCCGCCACACGCUGCAUCGGCCUCACCAUCGAAACUCGCCCCGACUACUGCCUGGGCCCGCACCUUCGGCAGAUGUUAGCAUACGGGUGCACGCGGCUGGAGAUCGGAGUGCAGAGCACGUACGAGGACGUGGCCAGGGACACCAACCGCGGCCACACCGUCGCUGCUGUCGCCGACUGCUUCUGCCUCGCCAAGGACGCGGGCUUUAAGGUGGUGGCGCACAUGAUGCCGGAUCUACCCAGCGUGGGCAUGGAGAGGGACAUGGAGUCGUUCCGCGAGUUCAUGCACAGCCCCGCCUUCCGCACGGACGGGCUCAAGCUCUACCCCACGCUCGUCAUACGUGGCACAGGCCUUUACGAGCUCUGGAAGACUGGCAGGUAUCGCAACUACCCACCGGAGAAAUUAAUCGAUUUAGUCGCACGCAUCCUGGCCCUGGUCCCUCCCUGGACGCGCGUGUACCGCAUAAUGCGAGACAUCCCGCUGCCACUGGUCACAUCGGGAAUCGACAAGGGCAACCUGCGCGAGCUGGCGCUGGCGCGCAUGGCAGAGCUGGGGCUGCGGUGCCGGGAUGUGCGCACGCGGGAGGCGGGCAUUCAGGACAUUCACCACGCUGUGAGGCCGCACGACGUGCAGCUCGUGCGGCGGGACUAUGCUGCGAAUGAUGGAUGGGAGACGUUCCUGUCUUAUGAAGAUGUGACGCAGGACAUUCUGGUGGGGCUGCUGCGGUUAAGGAGGUGUGGGGCACACGUGACGUGCCCGGAGCUUAAAGGGCGGUGCUCCAUAGUGCGAGAGCUGCAUGUGUAUGGCACCGCUGUGCCCGUGCACACCCGCGACACCGACAAGCUGCAGCACCAGGGGUACGGCACGCUGCUGAUGGAGGAAGCAGAGCGCAUUGCGCGGUGGGAGCAUGGAUCGAGGAAGCUGGCAGUGAUUUCGGGCAUAGGGACGCGCCACUACUACAGGAAGCUCGGAUAUGAGCUUGAGGGGCCUUACAUGGUCAAAACUUUGCCGCGUGCUGUGAGGGGGGUUGGGCGUAGGAAGGGCGGCAAAAGGCGUGCAAAGCAAUUGAUACACUGA